Bursaphelenchus okinawaensis is the source of this 478-nucleotide messenger RNA. Lineage: Eukaryota; Metazoa; Nematoda; Chromadorea; Rhabditida; Aphelenchoididae. The record is from the annotation of a GenBank genome assembly.
AUGCUUGGCGGAGGAGGUGGUUGUGGCGGAGGAGGAUGUGGGGGCGGUUGUGGAAGAAAGAAGCGAUCGGUAAGUUUAAUUUUUUCGCAAUGUACUCACUUCGUUUUCAAAAUAAAAAAAUGAAGAGUUGAAUAAAAACUGUUUGGUCCAAUGGGACGAAACACUGCGUAACCAAUCUGACAUUCAAACAUCAUUUGGAUUUUUUUAGGUAUUAGAACCUCAACUCAAAACAGAAUUGUCAUCCGAAUGUCCUCAAUCAGCAUGGAAGGCUGUUAUGGACAGAAACAUGUCAGAAGACCUUGAUUCCACGAAGAUUGCGAUUCAGAGUGAACUGUACCGGCAGUAUGAGUCCAAGUUUAUUGUCAUUUGUGGCGACAAAUCAAUCAAAAGUUCUCAAAGAUUUGCAAGUAGUGGAGAAGGUUACUGUGCAUCUGGAAAUGAUAAGGUUUAUUGUAUGGCGAUACUCAUGUUGGGUUAG